AUGCCAGUGAGUGAUGACUACCGCCUUCUGUGCAAGCAGGAGCGGUCCGUGCGAAUUUCUCUCGAGAACCUGAAGGAGUUCGUACAGUCCCACCAAGCCGGUGCGGAUAGGCAUGACGUCGACCUACGCCUAGCCAAGCUAGACGAAAUUUGGCAGAAAUUUACCGAUGUGAGGAUGCGAAUCGAGCUGCUAACCGACGACGCAGCAGAUGAUGAGAUUUCCACGGAUACCGAAGAGACGGAGGAGACAAAACUGCAACGUAUCGUUAAGCUACAGAGACAGCAUGAUCGUGAUAAUGCGAGAAUUCUGAAGGAUUUCGAGAAUGAAGUGUACCAGUUGAAGAAGGUGCUGUUCAGUAUGCUUCAAGCUGGCCCGAGCCGUGUGCAGCAGCCUCAACAUCACCAACCGGCAGCUGUGCCGCAAUCUAAAGUGAAACUACCCGAGUUGAAACUGCCCACGUUCAGUGGGAGGAUGACGGAUUGGGUGACAUUCCGAGACACCUAUAAGAACCUGAUCCACAACGAUAACAGCCUCUCCGAUAUGGAUAAGUUUACUUAUCUGCGCACAUCCCUCACCGGGGAGGCACUACAAGAGAUUGCCGCAAUUGAGAUGUCCUCCGCCAAUUAUGCCAUUGCGUGGGAGGCAUUAGAAAACGCAUUCGAGAAUAAGAAACUGUUGGUGAUGACUCACCUUGAUUCUUUGUUCUCUCUUGAGCCACUUCGUCAAGAAAGCUUCGAGACUUUGAGCAAACUCGUUAACGGGUUUGAAAAGAACCUUCAGAUGCUCACCAAGAUCGGUGAAGAUCCGGAUGGCUGGAGUACGCUACUUCAGUACAUGCUCUGCAAGCGGCUACAUCCCACAACGUUGAGGCAGUGGGAGUCGCAUCACAACUCCAAGGAGGUGCCGAACUAUAAAGAUUUGAUCAAGUUCCUGAAGAGUUACUGUUCGGUGCUGCAGUCCAUCACCCCUGUGAAGCCCUUCCAAUCCGAAGUAAGGAAACCUGUUCGGCCGUCUAUCAGCCAUGCUGGAGUCCAACCACCCAGUAGCUGUCCAUUCUGCGGAGAAUCUGCCCACUCCGCCUUUAAGUGUGCAAGGUUUUCGAAGAUGAGGAUUUCGGAAAGGGUCGAUGCCAUGAAGAAACUUUCGCUUUGUUUGAAUUGCCUGUCAUCAGGGCACAUCGCGCGAUUCUGCACCAGAGGAUCGUGCUUCCACUGUGGUCAACGUCACCACUCGUUGCUUCACGCGAACUCAUCGACCACCGCGAAUCCGUCAAGUAAAUCUGGACAGUCAAAUGGGAAUCAACAAAUGAAGAAACCACAAGGACAGAACACGCAACCACCACAAGCUAAGCCAACACCAAACGGUCACUCAACACACACUCAGCCUACACAAAGUGGACACACAGAAUCACCGAAUUCCACAAAUGCAAGCAAUGCUCAUUCACACAUUUCCGCCACAGACUGCCCCAGUACAAGUUAUCACACUACACCUCUUGCAACUACACGACACGUUCCACACACUGUUUUGCUCUCUACCGCUGUCGUAAAUCUUUGCGAUCAGUUUGGUAACUCCUUACUCGCUCGUGCGUUGCUGGACUCUGGGUCCCAGCGAUGCUACAUAUCUGAAGCCAUUUCGCAAAGGCUUAAGUUCAAGCGAACCCGUGAACAUUUACCGAUUGCUGGAAUCGGUGGAUCGCGAACUGCUUCCACUCAAGCAGUUUUCGCUGAGGUUCAUUCGCUUGUCACGAAGUACGUGACGAAUCUUAAAUUCCACGUGCUACCGCGAGUAACUGUCGAUCUUCCGACACGAAGCAUCGAUAUUCGAUCCUGGAACGUGCCGAAGGAGCUAGUGUUGGCUGAUCCGACAUUCCAUGAGUCCGGAGCAGUUGACUUGAUAAUAGGAGCUGAGGUGUACCUGGAGCUGAUGAUCGCUGAGCGUCAAAUCAAGCUAGGAGAUUCCGGUCCGAUUCUGCAGAACACUCUGCUGGGCUGGAUUGUUUCCGGAGGUAUUCCGGACGAGUCUGCUUCUCUACCAGCGGUAUCAGCAUGCGCAACUGAGAAAAUUGAAGAAGGAUUGGCACGUUUCUUUGAGCUGGAAUCGUGUCGCACCACCAGCACGUUGUCUUUGGAGGAGUCAGCGUGUGAAGCACACUUCGAGAAAACGACGAAGAGGGACUCAAGCGGCCGAUUUGUCGUCCAGCUACCGAAAAAGCAGUUUGUGAUUGAUCGCCUAGGGGAAACUCAAGCUAUUGCCACUCGUCGCUUCAUGGCACUCGAGCGAAGAUUGGAUACUGAUCCUGCCGUGAAGAAAAUGUACAUCGAGUUCAUCGACGAGUAUCUUCGCAUGCAACACAUGCGAGAGAUUUCACCACGAGAGUUGAGCACCUUUCCAGUCACGUACUUCUUGCCGCACCAUGCGGUACUUAAGCCCGACAGCACGACUACCAAACUGCGCGUCGUUUUUGAUGCGUCGUGUGCAAGCACUUCUGGAGUGUCGCUUAACGAAGCUCUGAUGGUGGGUCCUGUAGUCCAGGAGGACCUAACUUCGAUUACACUACGUUUUCGUUUACGGAAGUAUGCGAUGACGGCCGACAUCGAGAAGAUGUACAGAAUGAUUAAGAUGCACCCUAUGGACCACUCGCUUCAAUGCAUUAUGUGGCGAGAAGACGCCACCAAGCCGAUUCGAUUCUUCGUACUGACGACCGUCACGUAUGGGACGUCUUCGGCGCCGUACUUGGCAACCCGCUGCCUGCGAAAGCUAGCAUAA
This is a messenger RNA of Aedes albopictus (Asian tiger mosquito), 2766 nucleotides long. RefSeq lists its product as uncharacterized. The coding region runs from base 1 to 2766 and encodes 921 amino acids. The transcript has a single exon. NCBI's taxonomy places the organism in Eukaryota, Metazoa, Arthropoda, Insecta, Diptera, Culicidae. The record is from RefSeq and is a predicted model, not a curated record. Gene Ontology annotation, molecular function: nucleic acid binding; zinc ion binding.